AUGCGGGGAGUUCUUGGCAGAGUGGUGGAUCAGAAUCAAAGUGCCUUCAUUAAGGGGCGUCAAAUCACGGAUAAUAUCCUUAUAGGUUUUGAAUGCCAGCAUUGGAUUCGCCAGCGAAAGAAGGGUUUAGUGGAAUUAUUUGGAGGCCGUUAUCCAAAAGUUGAGAUUUCUGGACCAUCUGCGAAGGGUGAUUAUGAAGUGAGUGAGGUCAGUGUCUUUCAGUUUACUUAUGAACAGGAGCAUUUAUGGGCUCAGAGGGAACAGGCUAUCUAUGGGGUUGCGAUUAUGCAAGGCGAGCUGAAUAUUUCCCACAUUUUUUUCGCUAAUGAUAGCUUAAUCUUAUUUAAAGCUAAUGGUGUUGAGGCGCAACAUAUCAAGGGUAUUUUGAUGGCUUAUGAGCUGGCGUCGGGGCAACAGAUUAGUUUUGAGAAGUCCUCUGCUUCUUUUAGCCAUAAUACGACGGAGAUGGCUGAAACUGAGGUUUUGCAGGCCUUGAAUGUUAAGGCGGGAGCAGGUCUCCAGCGCUAUCUCGGCCUUUAUGCGUUUUCUCUCCGGCAAAAAGACUCCAAUUUGGAUAUAUUGUGGAGAAGAUCCAGAAAAAGCUUGCUUGUUGGAAUCAGCGUGAGUUCUCUGGAGCUGGAAGAGAGGUUCUUUUGA
Molecule: messenger RNA, 657 nt
Organism: Salvia miltiorrhiza (redroot sage)
Lineage: Eukaryota; Viridiplantae; Streptophyta; Magnoliopsida; Lamiales; Lamiaceae
Exons: 3
Coding region: 1-657 (218 amino acids)
Source: RefSeq, a predicted model, not a curated record